Molecule: messenger RNA, 732 nt
Organism: Ectocarpus siliculosus
Lineage: Eukaryota; Phaeophyceae; Ectocarpales; Ectocarpaceae
Source: the annotation of a GenBank genome assembly
AUGCCGCUGGGCGAGGAAGGCUCAGCAGAGCACCAGCAUGACGGCACAGCAGGCGAUCCUUGCAGUACCUUGGACGGGGGAAUAGCAAGGACCUUGACGAGAGACGCACGAGGGGGCAACAAGGGACUAGUAAGACAUAGGCUCAGCCCGAUACAAGUGCAGCAGCAAGCUCUGAUAAGGAGGCUACGUACGCUGGAAGCCAGGCGGGACUGGCGAGGGGUGCUGGCGGCCAUGGACUCUGCAAGGAACGAGCAGAUGCCGAUGAGCCGGACGGUUUACAACAAGGCAAUCAUUGCCAUUGCCAAGAGCGGCAGGUGGCGAGAGACGCUCGCCUUGGUGGAGAGUAUGAAGAGUGACGACCUGUCGCCGGAUGUGUACAGCUAUGCCGGCUGCAUCGAUGCAUGUGCGAAAGCUGCGCAAUGGAAGAAGGCGUGCCAGAUACUCGGGCAGAUGCGGGAAGCAGGAGUAGAGCCAAACGGUUAUGCGUUCAAUUCGGCGAUAAACGCCUGUGGCAAGGCGCACAAGUGGCAGGAAGCCCUGGCUCUCCUCCGACAGAUGGAGCGGGAAGGGGUGCUGGUUACCACCGUCACCCUCAACGCUGCCGUAGAUGCGUGCGGAAUCGCCGGAGAGUGGCGGACGUCUCUCAAAAUGCUCAAGGAGAUGCAGUCGGAGGAUUCCCCGCAGUGGCAACAUCCAAAUUCGCGAACGUUCAACAUUGCCAUCAAAGCGUGA